Messenger RNA from Macrosiphum euphorbiae (potato aphid), 1008 nucleotides. The record is from the annotation of a GenBank genome assembly. Lineage: Eukaryota; Metazoa; Arthropoda; Insecta; Hemiptera; Aphididae.
AUGGCCACAGAAGAUUUCUUUGAAGGGGCCGAAAAGCUGUUGGAAAUAUGGUUUGGCCGUCAAGAUAAAAAAUUUGAAAACGGAGACUUGAGAAAAAUACCAAGAGAAAAGUAUGAAGACCUCUUAAAAGCUGCUUGUUGUGAAGUUAUCAGUUACACCAGUAAUGACAAGAUUGACGCUUAUGUUCUGAGUGAAAGUAGCAUGUUUGUUACAAAACGAAGAUUCAUAUUGAAGACUUGCGGCACAACAACUCCAAUAGAAUGCAUUAAAGACUUACUGAUCAACGUGCGUGAAUUCACUGGAUUUGAUGAAGUAGAAGAUGUGUUUUAUUCUCGUAAAAACUUUAAACGUCCUGAACUUCAAAAAGAUACAUAUCGCAACUUUAAAUUAGAAAUUGAAUCUUUAGAUAUUAUGUUUAAAGGAACUGGAGUGGCUCGGUGUAUGCGUUCAUCAAAAACAGAUGACUCUUGGUAUUUAUAUGCAUUGCAUCCAGUUGAAUAUUUUGGAAAAGAAAAACAAAAACCUGAUCAAACAUUAGAGAUACUCAUGACAAAUUUGGAUCCUGAUGUCAUGCAAAUAUUCACUAAAGAACAGUCGGCGAAUGCAAGUCAAGCUACUCAGGAUUCUGGAAUAUCGGAAUUGUUGCCUAAUAUGGAAAUUGAUGAUUUCUUGUUUGAACCCUGUGGUUAUUCUAUGAAUGGUAUUGCGAAAGAGGGACAUUACAUGACUAUUCAUAUAACUCCACAACAAGAAUUUUCUUUUGUUAGUUUUGAGACUAAUGUUCCUCAAAGCUCUUACAAGGAACUCAUUUUAAAAGUGCUGAAAACAUUCCAACCAGAAAAAUGUGUGCUUACCAUGUUUACUAACGAGAUAUCCCCGGGUCAUUCAAAUCAUAAGGAAUUUAAAUAUCUAACACAUCUGGGUGAAUGGCAGCAAGACUCAAACAGGACUUGUUCCCUAAAGAACCAUGACCUAACUGUAUCGUUUUACUCCAAAUACCCAAGCUGA